AUAGAUGUCAAUGAACAACAGGAAGUUGGAUGGACAGACCCAGUGAAGAAUGUACAGCUAGCUAAAUGCCGAAUGAAUUGAUAGGCAAAUAGGCCCUUUCUUCUUUUUUCAGUAACGCGAGAUUGUCGUUAUCAGCACGAUGGACGAGUCACAAAUGGAACUACCACUGUGCCAAUGACACAUCGCAGGCCUCGCGUAGAACAAGAAGACAUGUGUAUAUUUAUGUGUGGAAGUAUUAUGGAUUUAGCAGCAAUAGUAGUGCAACCAUACUUACAUAGGCAACAGUAGGGACAACCGCCAUCGCUGUUAUGUGCUGCUGAUGGAUGAAGGCUCCUAAAGUGCCGAAGUGCAAAAGCACUUAACUAUCGUCUAGAUAGAGCCGAAGUCCGAAGCAACCAUACACUGAUUGAACAAGUCACUCAGUCAACGGCAAGCCGAAUAAGGGCUGCUGGUGACGCUAUCUCGCGAUAAUAACGGUAGCAAGGUUGCUUUGUAAAAGGCGCUUGGCCGACACCGAACCGAACCCGACUAAUGAAGCCAACGUCGCCUUGCCACUUCGGUGAACGAAGUUGAGGUGGCCGAACCUCAACUUCGUUCACCGCGUAUAAUGCUGAAUAGGAACGACACAACCGAUGCCUCCGUCAUGCUGGUGUAACUCCGUUAAAAAUACACGAGGAAGGAGAAUUCGAGCUACGGCCACGGACACCGUCCGACAGCUAUGUCUUCAUACGACUCCGGCUAAUGCUUAGAUAUAAAGACUGGUUUGGUGAUUGACUGUUCGUCACCGUCGAAGCGACAACAGUUUAUUUUCCUGUUUCUAUGCGCGGGACGGCCAACUCAAUCAUGCUGUUAGCGGAGGGAAUCAGGGUGUUUUUCCGAUCGCGCAGCAGUAACAGCGUUCGGCUGUGCUGAUGCUGUCGUUGUCAAUGCCGGAAUGAGCAAUAAACAAUCGCGGCAUUGCGUUUGUAGCGUCUAAGCGAUAAAGGAUUAGCGGGAGGAGAGGGUCCCUUUUACAACGUCGAUACAGUCAAACGUUUCUAGUCAAAACUAAAACUGGCAGCCUCGUAGUUAUUGUGAAGCUAACAGAAACAUGCGAGCAGAACAGACAAGCGAUGCAAAUUGGUGAAUGUCCCGUAGUAAUGUCUCCAGUUAAUCCUUGCGUGAUGGCACGGAGGGCACCUCCCGAAACCGCCCCCGAAGACCGCAAUUACCUGCAAACGGCUCUCGAACACUUCGAUCGAGCCGCGGAAGAUGAUCAGGUGGCAUUUGUUGAGAAACUGCUUUUAAUGAUGAGCCACGCCCAGCAUUCGCGCGUUAGUUCAACCUUGAUUCCUAUGUUGCAACGAGACUUUAUCAGUCUGCUACCGAAGAAAGGUCUUGAUCAUCUUGCUGAAAUCAUUCUGUCAUAUCUCGAUGUACAAUCGUUAGCGAACGCUCAAUGUGUCUCGAGAGAAUGGUACCGAGUAAUAGCUGAAGGUAUGCUAUGGAAGAAGCUUAUCGAACGGCAGGUUCGUAUCGACCCACUAUGGCGAGGUCUGGCAGAACGUCGGGGCUGGAUGCAGUAUCUGUUUAAGCCGGCGCCGGGUAAGCCUCAUCCAGGACACAUGUUCUAUCGCAAACUCUAUCCCAGCGUGGUUACAGAUAUCAAAGCGAUUGAAGACAACUGGAAAACUGGCCGACCUAACCUCCAGAAGAUCAAUUGUCGAAGCGAAAACUCCAAAGGAGUGUACUGUCUGCAGUACGAUGACAACAAGAUCGUUUCUGGGCUCCGGGACAAUACGCUUAAGAUGUGGGAUCGCAAGACCUUAAAAUGUACACACGUGCUGCAGGGACACACCGGCAGCGUUCUAUGCCUGCAGUAUGAUGACCAGGUUAUCAUUUCAGGCUCAUCCGACUCUACCGUAAAAGUGUGGGACGUGAAAACUGGAGAGCUAGUGAACACAUUGAUACACCACUGUGAGGCGGUUUUACAUCUGCGUUUUACCAACGGCAUGAUGGUAACGUGUUCAAAGGACCGCUCAAUUGCUGUGUGGGACCUCACUUCACCAAGGGACAUUGCGCUUCGUCGGGUCCUUGUCGGUCACCGGGCAGCCGUCAAUGUUGUUGAUUUCGACGAGCGUUAUAUUGUUUCCGCGUCAGGUGAUCGCACAAUUAAAGUCUGGAACACCUCAUCGUGUGAAUUUGUGCGCACGUUGAAUGGUCAUCGACGAGGAAUCGCUUGUCUUCAGUAUCGUGAACGUUUGGUUGUCAGCGGGUCCUCCGACAACACGAUACGGCUCUGGGAUAUCGAGUUCGGUACAUGCCUUCGUGUUCUUGAGGGACACGAAGAGCUUGUGCGAUGCAUACGGUUUGAUUCGAAGCGAAUCGUUUCAGGUGCCUACGACGGGAAGAUCAAGGUGUGGGACCUGAAUGCCGCGUUAGAUCAUCGUGCACCAGCUGCUCAACUCUGCGUCCGCACACUUAUCGAACACACUGGUCGGGUUUUCCGACUGCAGUUCGAUGAGUUCCAGAUCGUUUCUUCAUCACACGACGACUCCAUCCUUAUCUGGGACUUCCUCAAUGUUGAUCAACCGCCGCCCGGGUCUCCGCUUGCACCGCAGGCUACUCAGGGCGGAGCCCCUGGUGGAGCAGGACCGUCGAUGGCAAAUCCGGCUGCUCCUGGCGCAGUUGGCGGGGGUGGAGGCUCUUCUGACAAUGAAUCGAACCCUGAUUCGCCCCGAAGAAACUUCCCAUUUCCCGCGCCAGUCGGGAAAGCUGUCCGUGAUUGAACGACAAACCUGAUCAACUAUUAAAGUGGAUGCCUGGAUUGGCACAAUCUGAAGCGUGCUUGCUGACGCAAUAACAAUUAAGCAAAGUGUGAAAUGGGCAAGACGAAGACAAAUGACGACUAGACGACUACGUCGAAGACGAUGAACAGUUGCGUCCACAUGGAUUUGUCAUAAUUUUCCCUCCUUCCGUUAACCUGUUUUGGCCGAAAGGUAUCAAGAUAUUACGUGUCAUAAUAGCCGCCCACGUACCAACAUUCUCCAAUCCAGCUGGACCGUCUUGACCUAGUCACGCAACAUCGCCGUACGAAAGUCGCAAGAAAAUGUCUAACCGCCAGCUUUGGCCUCAAAUUUGAAAUUGUUGUUGCUAGCUGUUCGGUUGUCUAACAACAUACCGAUUAAAUGGGAAGACACUAUGAAUCAGUAUAUCUAAACAAUCAACACAACCGGACGCGCGCCUGUGCUCUUUAGGAAAGAAAGGAGGUACCAAGCAAAACGAAAAAUCUGUUUUCGAGAACGAACAUUUUUCUGGUUUUAUCUGGGGUUUGAUCCGACCUAUUGAUCUUUAACGGUGUUAUUACCAGUCGCGACGUCUUUGGCGUAAGCGGAUUCGCCUAACCAUCAAUAGGAUCCAAAGGCAUGGCGGCAGAUAUUGACGGGGUAGUAGAUAGCCAACUGGGUGGCGUUAACCCUACCAGAGACUGGAUCUGGGGACAGCAAGUCCAACAAAUCUGACGCAGCCGAAAACAUAAUACGAAAAAAACGGACACACAGAUGUGCUAAGGGUUACGGGCAAAAUGGGAUAAACAUCAGUCACGGCAAAGUUGUUUUUCGCGCGUGAUUAUAUGAAUGUGUAUGUGUUAAAUAGAUAGGCCGUACACUGGUUUUGGCCAAUAUAUGUAUAUAUAGCAGUAGAAUAACAGAUGUAUUUAAUAGACAUACACGCAUAUAGAAUAAUAUACAUAUAUUUGAAGUCCAGCCAUGUUGGCUGUCGAUCACCUAGACAGAGUCGGAAUUGAUCUCUGCCUCGAUCCAUUUCUGCUGCCUCUUCUAAUCACUGGCUCUCUUCACUGGCUGUCGAAUCGAUUUUGUUUGCUUAACACACAUACCUCUGUACAAUUGAUAGAGUACACAGUGGUUGAACGGAGCUGCUGAUCGUAUACUAUAAGAACAAAAUAUUUUCUUGCACGAAGCACCUUGAGGGCAACAGGAAAUGUAGUAUGUUAUGGAAGUAAACCAUCGACGUGGCCGUGUCCUUUGUGACGAAUCUUCAUAUCACUGUGCAAUCUUAUUAAAAGGUCGAGCUGCGAAGUGUUUCGAAUAAAUUCGGUUAAUGUUAGGGCAGAGGUGUAAAGAAACAAGACAUGGAUAUAUGAUGUUAACACAAAAACACCAUACAGUGAUAAGCAAACCCACUAACAACAGUAUGAUAUCGUUCACAUCUAUAAAUUGUUAGAGAGUAACAUAAUAAUGGGCUGAAUAGUUAUACCUGUGUCAUCGACGUAGAACACCCUCAUGGCAAUAACGACGAUAACGAAACAUGGCAUGUUAUAAGGAAAAUCUGAUAUUCGUGUAAGUGAUCGUCAAAUCGGGUAAAGAAAAAACGGAAAAUAGUUACGAUCAUAGUAAAUACACGGCCACGUCCCACUGGCAGUUCGGUGGUGGACAGUUGUCGUAUAUAGAGGUAAUCGUAGUGAAAAUCAAUACGAAUAAAUAUGGAAGCAAAGCGUAAGGGCAAACGAAAACGGAGAAAAACAAACGCACUAGCGAUUACGGGAAGGGAACAUGACACUUGAAAUGAAGUAAAAAUACGUCGUAUGUCGUAUAGACGUUGACGGAGUACGUGAGGCAAUGUAAGAACUCAAAAGGGGCUUAGAUUUAUCUGAGAAACAAACUUGAAUUUUCUAAUUUUACGCUGAUAACGAUCGUAAUAAGGAUGCUUGAAUUACAUCCGCAAAUACCUUUCUUUGUUGAACUCCAACGAAAUCCUUGCUGAAAGUAUGUAGAGCGGCUUUUCGCAUUUUCACAUUGUCGCGUGGUUAUGCAUCUACAUUUAUUUGAAUUUAUGAGUAGAAAUGGUUCUAAGCGGGCCAGAUCAACAUACCAGGGUUAAGCAGAAGUUAUACUAAUAUAAAGCUAGUGAGUAAAGUGAUAUGGGAAGUUAUAACUGCCUAGGAGGAGGAAAACUAGAUGAUGAACGAUAAUCCCCAGCCUAUAGAUAUAUAUGAGCACUUGAGCAGAAAACAUGUAUAAAAGUGCAUAUGUAGAAGCAGCGAUGCAUAUUUAACGAAAGUAGUCAUUAAGUAUAUAUAUACACUUUUCUUUUUUCCUCUACAUAUUUUUUUUAUAUGUACCUAUAUAUAUUUACUUGAAAAAGAGAGCGAGAGAAAGCAACAACAGAAAGGCAAAGUUCCUGGCUAACUGUGUUUGCCGGCGACGCAGAAAUCUUGCUCAUCCGGAAAACGACAGAGAAUAACACAUAUGUGAAGUCCAAGAAGACUUCUAAAGAUGAAAAACAGAAAAUAUUAAGAAAAAAGAAAAAAUAUUAAGACGUAAAUAGUAAUGGCGAAGAAGUUUGUAAUGGACGUGACGAAGCUACAAACAUACGAUUAUUAUUUACUAGUUACUCUUUCUUCCCUUGGAACCUUGUGGAUCUCCAUUUUAUAAUGAGAUUAGUAUAUAUUAACAACGACGAUCACUGAACACGGUAUAGUCCUAAGUGAUAACGACUCGUUUUUCCAUCUUUUUCUUUUUUCUUUUUUAUGUUAAGCAAACAGCCGGUGUUUACACCACUCCAUUAUCACUGUCUAUCAGACGAUUUCUCACGGGAUAUGUGACGGGGUAUUAAGCGAAAAAAACAGGGCAGAAAACUUACGGUUCCAACGCAAUCGAUUAUCCUGGAUAGAUUUACAACAGAACGUGGCCGUAAAAGAAUUAAAGUUACGAUUAAGCUGAAACAAAUUAAUAACAACCACUCUGUAUGCGUCCGGCAUGUGUUGGAAGACAAAAUCAUCGAAGGUAACAUAGGCACGCACGGCAAAGACAAUUGCCUGUGGCAGCAGAUAUAUGAUGGCUGUGAUGUGGGAAGAGCAAGGUCGUCGAUUUGUUCUUUGAAGAUAAUGCCUGGCAGAUCUUUAAUUGGGUUGAGUUCAAGUUUGUCUAGAGUGUUCGAGUAUCCAUUAUGGAGUUAGCGUUAAGCACAGCAAUCGCCGUUAGAUGGUUCUUCUAUUUUCUAGAGAUACAGACAGAGAGAAACGAGCAGCAUAUAAGGGGAUAGAUCGCCGGCCAUCAGCACAGCGUGUUUUAGGCAACGCAAUCAGCCUGGAUAGUCGGUUUUCAUCACGACCAUAAUGAUUAAUAAUCAUCAUAAGAAAAUAAGUAACAGAAGAAAGUGCGCAUUUCAUUCAUUAGCAAUUACGGUAGUGAUGGCGCGACAUGGUAACCUAUCCCAGAAGCGGUGAUAUUCACACAAACACGUAUAAUAUAACGUUUGACGGACGACCACGUCUGAUAGUGUUUCAAGAAGAACGGCUGGAUAAGCCAUUAUUAGGGAUAGGCGAAACAA
Messenger RNA from Varroa destructor (honeybee mite), 6330 nucleotides. Its product is annotated as beta-TrCP-like. The record is from RefSeq and is a predicted model, not a curated record. NCBI's taxonomy places the organism in Eukaryota, Metazoa, Arthropoda, Arachnida, Mesostigmata, Varroidae. Gene Ontology annotation, molecular function: protein dimerization activity.